Molecule: messenger RNA, 1395 nt
Organism: Lottia gigantea (owl limpet)
Lineage: Eukaryota; Metazoa; Mollusca; Gastropoda; Lottiidae
Exons: 8
Biological process (GO): carbohydrate metabolic process
Molecular function (GO): beta-glucosidase activity
Source: RefSeq, a predicted model, not a curated record
UUUCCACAGGGAUUUGAAUGGGGUUUAGCUACAUCAGCAUACCAGGUUGAGGGUGCUUGGAACGAAGAUGGUAAAGGUCCCAGUAUCUGGGAUAUAUUUGUACAUACAUCAGGUCAGAUCUAUAUGAAUGAAACAGCUGAUGUUACUUGUGAUAGUUAUCAUAAUUAUAAAGAAGAUGUACAGUUGUUACGCAAUGUUGGUGUAACUGUCUACAGAUUGUCAAUCUCGUGGCCAAGGUUAAUGCCUGAUGGAACUCCUGCAAGUUUAAAUCAAGCCGGUGUAGACUAUUAUAAUAAUUUGAUUAACGAGCUCAUCAAGUACAACAUCAAACCAUUAGUUACUUUAUACCACUGGGAUCUACCACAAGCUCUUCAAGCCAAAUAUGGUGGUUGGUUGAAUGAAUCAGUCGUGGACGAUUUCCGUAAUUAUGCUGAUAAGUGCUUUGAGCUGUUCGGAGAUAGGGUGAAGAGCUGGAUAACUCAUAAUGAACCCCAUGUUACGUGUUCUAAUGGUUAUGAAUAUGGUACAUUUGCCCCAGGAAUAAAUUAUACUGGUUUUGGUGGAUAUAUGUGUUCUCAUAAUAUUAUUAAAUCGCACGCUGCUGUGUAUCAUACUUAUGAUAGUAAAUACAGAGCAACACAAGGAGGUCAAGUCGGUAUCACUCUGAAUAUAAACUGGAUGGAACCUAUGACAGAAUCCUCAGUAGAUCUCGAUGCUUCAUAUAGAGCUCUAGAAUUUAUGCUGGGAUGGCAUGGUAACGCCAUUUUAGAUAAUGGUGAUUAUCCUGAUGUUAUGAAACAAUAUAUUGGUGAGAAAAGCCGUCGUCAAGGAUACACUAAAUCUCGUCUGCCUGAAUUCACAGAAACAGAAAAGGCUUAUAAUAAAGGAACCUUUGAUUUUGUUGGAAUCAACCAUUAUGGCAGUUCUUUGAUAUCAGAUCACCCUGAUCCUUAUUCCAAACCAGGUUAUUUAGUUGAUGCCGAUACUAAAGCUAUUGAUGAUCUAUGUUGGCCAACAACACUAGCUGAUUGGGAAACAGUAAAUCCAUGGGGAAUGAGAAAGAUAUUAAACUAUGUUAAAACAAGAUAUAAUAAUCCGCCUAUUUAUAUCACUGAGAAUGGUAUACCUGAUAAUGAAUUAGAUGAUGAAACAAGGAUCAGUUUCUACAGACGAUAUAUGAAUGAAGCCUUGAAAGCUGUGAAUGACGGUGUCAAUCUUAAAGGUUAUGUAGCAUGGAGUUUAUUGGACAACUUUGAAUGGGAUUAUGGUUAUACUAUAAAAUUUGGUGUCCAUCAAGUCAAUUUCUCAGAUCCCAAUCGACCUCGUACACCGAGAAAAUCCGUUUCUGCAUAUCAAAAGAUUAUAAAAGAUAAUGGAUUUCUUGAAGACAAUUGA